CGGCUUCACGUCACGGGAGCCCAACGAUGGCUUCUUACCGCCGUCUCAACUCCCGUGAAAAUGUGGUACUGGGACAUUUCAAUGUAACGUUAUCUUACUGAGCGAUGUAAAAUUCAUACAUUUGGUUAAAGCAAUUACCAUAAACCACAGCGUCUUGCGAACUUAUAUCAUGAACACGAGCGGAGUUAUUGAUCUCUUAAUGUCGUUAGCGUAAAGUUUACUCAGCGUUAUCACAAAUGCAGCUAACGUUAGCUCCCGCUAGUUAACGUUAACUCACGUUAGCUUAACUUUAGAAGCAAAGUCUAGAAACGUGAUGCUUAUUUUGAGGAGCGUGGCCGUAACUUGGUCAACCUCAACGUGCUAGAUGACUCUAGUUCCCUCUCAGCUCAACCGACAUCUCUUCUCAAUUCCUGCCUGGAUAUUUACAAGCGCGCCGCAGCCACGAUGCCUGCUACUCUGGAUUGGGAUCGAGUGACGAGGAUUAAGCCGGCGAGCCUCCUCGAUUUUGACAAAUCCCAGUUGGAAGAGAUCGUCGCCAUGUUUGUUUUGGCAGAAGAAUGGGAGUUGAAGGAUCAAGCCCCAGAGAACAUUGUUCAAGUCCUCCGAUUGUUCCAGACCCUGUUGAAGAUCAAAGACAGAGAAGCUGCUUUUGGCUUCACAAUUCUUGAUCAGGCUGGAGAAAAACAUGGUAAAAUUGAAAAGGAACUCGUCGCCAAGGUGUCGAGGCUGGAACAAGAGCUCAAGUCCGGCAAAGGGCGGGACACCCGUUUUCUGAGAGAUGAGAUUCGGCAGCUCGAGGCCAAACUGGAGCAGGCGGAGAAGGAGCUGACCCAGUUACAGAAAGAAAUGGGCAAGGAAAAGCAAACCAAGGAGGAGUUGGUUGUGCGAGCAGAGGAGGCCGAGGAUGAAGCCAAGAAGCUGAAAAGAGAGAAUGAGCAGCUCCAGCAGGAUGUAGACUUCUAUCGCAGCGAGCUGGACCAGAAGGAGCCGCUCGCCUCCACCGACCAGAACGCAGAGACCCAGAGGAAGCUCAACUCGGCCAACCGACAGCUCUACCAGUGCCUGGAGGACCUUCAGAGAGCCGAGGACGAAAACGCGCACCUGAAGACACAGAGCGAGCAGAUGCAGAAAAGUCUGGAGGAGUCGGUGAGGGAGAUGGAGAAGAUGACGGACGAGUACAACAAGAUGAAGAUCGUCGUUCAGCAGACGGACUCCAUUAUGGACCAGCUCAGGAAGGAGAGGGACCACACAAAGCUGCAAGUCAGAGAGCUUACGGAUAAGAUUCAUAACAGGACUGAAGAGGAUGACACAAUCAUGGCAGCAGUCAACGCCAAAGUGGAGGAGUGGAAGAGAGCGCUCUCCGGGAAGGACGAUGAAAUUCUGGUGUACCAGCAGAUGAUCCGCGAGCAGAGGGACAAGCUGCGCUCAGCCCAGCUGGACCUCGACAAAAGCAACAUGGUGGCCCUGCAGCAGGUCAUAUUUGAGCUCUGCAGUGCCGUCCAAGAGCGAGAUAAUCAAAUCAAGAUCCUGAGUGAGCAGGUGGAGCAGUACACUGGGGAGAUGGAGAAGCACACGAUGCUCAUUGACGAGCUAAAGACGUCCACCAGGAAAGACAGAGGCCUUCCAUCGUCCGUACAGCAGAGAAAGACGGAGGAGCUGAAGUCCAAGCUGGAGGCUGCGGAGACGAGAGCCGCGGAAGCAGCGCGGGCGGCGAGGCUCGCCGAGGCUCACGCCGAAGAGAAGGACAAAGCACUCAUUGAGGCCUCAAACCGCUUGAGCCAGUACGAGUCUGGCACUUAUGGCCUGGAAGCAGCCAUCGCCGAGAUCAAAGACAGUAAAAAUCAAAUUAAAGUCAGAGAUCUUGAGGUGGAGGCCUUGACCAAAGAGAUCAACCAGCUCGAGAUGAGAGUCAAUGACCUCAUGGACCAAAACGAGGAUUUACGAGAAAAACUAGGUCUGGAACCGACAACGGCAGUCGACCUCACGGAGUUCAGGCGAGCAAAAGAACUCCGACAGCGGCAGUACAAAGCGGAAAACCAAGUCCUCACCAAAGAGAACGAAAGACUUGAAGAAGAGAGACUGGAGCUGAAGAAGCAAGUCAGGCGCAUGGUGAAGGAAGGAGGGAUGCCGCAGUCCAGCCUGCUGCUGGAGGAGGACCUCGGGCCCGACAGGAAACCAAGCAGCACCCGCGCGGACGAAGAGGUCCGACGCAAGAACGAGCACCUAGAACAGGUAGUGGAGGAACUGACAAAGGUGAAGAGCGACCUGGAGGGCGCGCUGAAAGAAGUCUUCCACGCCACCAGGGUUAAUCGAGACACCACUCCGGCUGCCAUCAAUACUCCCCGACUGGAAAAGUUGGUCAAUGCGGUGGAAGCCGGGAGCGUGAGCGGGCAGUCCGCGGCGGGCCCGGACCUCCAGUCCCAAAUCCACCAGCUGGUGGGCAGAAACCAGGAGCUGAGGCAGGAGCUGAAAUCCGCCCGCCUGGAAGCAACCGCCAGUUUCACUCAGCUUGCCGCGGCCAAAGAAAAGGUGAGCCAGCUGGAAGGUGAAUUGGAGGCGUUAAGGAGGUCGGGCCACCAGGGCGGUGUCUUCCGACCUCUGACCCUCCCCGUGGGCUUAGAGCCCAGCAGCACUGAGGUCAUCAGCUCUCUAAAUGAGUAUGCCAUCCGACUUCUUCAGGAGCUUAAAAACGAGGAGGAGAAAAGCACGAAACUGGCAGGAACACUGGAGGAAUACAAGGAGAAGUUCUCUGUCAUCAGCCACCAACAAGGACUCCUGUAUAAAGAAUACCUACGCGAGAAGUCGGAGUGGCAAAAGGAGAAGGAGACAUUUACAGAGUUGAAAAACAAGCUGGAGGAGCAAAAGCAGGUGGACGCUGUUAAAAUCCACGAAUUUAACGAGCUGCUGGACAGCCUCCAGAAGCACCCGGAGGAGGUCAGGAGAUCGCUGAGCGAAGCGCUGCGCAGGGCGACGCUGCUGAAGGUCAACGAGACGAAACUGACGCGACGCUACGUCACCCUGCUGGAGCAAGAACAGCACCUCCGCAGGGAGAACGCCAAGCUGAGGGACGACAGCAGCCGCAUGCAGGCGUCUGUCACCCAGAGGAUCGGCUACCUGCAGAGAUACAAGGAAAUGUCGGCGUACAAGAUGGCAGCGCUGCAGAAGGCCUUGGAUGAAAGCGUGCCCUCAUCAGACCUGGAGAGGGCCAACAAACAGUACACCGAGCUGACGGUGAAAUACAGAGACAUGCUACAGAGGGACAGCCGCCUGAUACAGCGGACCACCGACCUCCAACAUCUGGAGAGUGAGAAUGAGUCUUUCCGGGAGCAGAUGUCAGCCACGAAUAAGGAACUGGAGAUCGCCAAGGAGAAACUGUACACCUUAGAGCAAGCUUGGAACAACAUCAAUGCGAUUGUAGGUGAGAGUAACAUGGACAAGGCGGACAAGGCGUCGGCCAACCAGGAGAUGGUGUCUGCUGCCAGGCGCAUCACCACCCUGGAGAUGAAGGAGCUGAAUGAGAGGCAGCGAGCGGAGCACGCCCACAAAAUGUACGAGCACUUGAGGAACUCCCUCAGGCAGGUGGAAGAACGCAACACAGAGCUGGAGUCCAAGUUUGCAGAGCUGACCCAGAUGAACGCGGAGGCCCAGCGGGUGGAGCGCGGGCUGAGAGACGAGCUGGCAGACGGCGUCAGCAAGGCGCUGAGCGACGCCGACCGAGCCCGCAUCGCGGAGCUGGAGGAGGCCGAGGCGGGACUCCGCGCUGAGGUUUCUAAGCUCCAAGAGGUAUCUGAGGUGGCCAUGAUGCAGGCGUCUGCUCUACAGAGCAGACAACAGUCCAACGAGAAGGAGGUGGACGCUUUGAGGAGACAAAUACUGGACUACCAGUCCCAGUCCGAUGAGAAGGCCCUCAUUGCAAAGCUCCACCAGCACGUUGUGGCUCUGCAGCUCAGCGAGGCGGCCCAGUCGGCCCGGCUGGAGGCGGCCGGCGCGCAGGUCAAGCAGCUGGAGGCCCUGCGGCUGCGUGCCGAGCAGCGGCUGGACGCCGGCGAGCGCGCUCUGUUCCUCGCCCGCCAGGAGGACCGAAACCGCUCCAAGCACCUGCGGCAGACCAUCCAGUCGCUGCGAAGGCAGUUUGCCGGAGCCGUGCCGCUUCGCCAGCAGGAGAAGUUCUCCGUGGCCAUGGUGGACCUCCAGGAGAACCGAGCCCAAGCCCUGGAGGACAAGAGGAAGGCUGUGGAGGAGAGGAGGAGGGCCGAGGGCAGGGCACAAGAACUGGAACUGAGACUCCGAGGCCUGGAGGAGCUCAUCUCAACGCUGAAGGACGUGAAAGGGGCCCAGAAGGUGACCGAGUGGCACAAGAAGAUGGAAGAAGCUCGUCUGCAGGAGCUGAGGAAAGGCAGGGAGCUGGUGGUCCAGAAGGAGGAGAUCAGGUACCUAAAGAACCUGGUGGAGGAGCAGGAGCGAACCAUCUCCUCGCUGGAAGAGGACAUUGUGCAGCAAAACACGCUUCUGGAAGAGCGGCAGCUGGCGUAUGAUCAGCGAGAAGUGGAGCUGGAGCGUCAACUGGAGCAGUACGAGAAGCACCAAAGUGAAAUAGUGAGCGGGUCGGAAAAGUAUGAAGACGGUACGGCAUCCCAUCCCGACCCGAGCCUCCCUCUAGCUCACCAGUUACAGUUUGCCUUGGGCAAAAUCAGAGAGCACGUGCGCACCAUCUUGGACACGCAGGCCACCUGCAAAAGUAUGGAUGAGAAGCUGAAAGAGAAAGAAGCCGCUCUGCGUAAGGCCGAGCAGAACAUCGUCUCCAGGGAUAAAGUCAUCAACGAGCUGCGCCUGCGGCUCCCGGCGAGCUCCGCCGGCAGAGAGCGCCUGCAAGAGGAGCUCGGCGAGCGCCAGGAGGGCCGAUCGGACAGCCGGCCGGCCGUCAAGCUCGCUCAGCAGACCAUCAGAGACCUGCAGGCCCGGCUCAGCAAAAAAGAGGACGCGAUAAAGAAAUACCACAACCAGCUGGCAGGAGCCAGACAGCAUCAGGAGGAGAUGAUAAAGAGACACCAGGAGGAGCUGAGAACGUUGCACCACAGGUUGGACCAGCAGACGGACACCUCGCUGGACCACUUCAAACAGACCGCCAUGGAGUUGAUGAAGAAGCCCACCAUCAGGGUGCCGACCACCAAGCAUCUGGAGCGUCUGGCUGAGCUGGAGCAGACGGUGGCUGAGCAGGACGCGUCGCUCUCCUCCACCACGGAGAAGCUGAAGCUGGCCACCGGCGAGCUGGAGCGUCAGAGGGUCGCCAUGGAAACCCUGGCUAAGAGACACGCUGGCGACAUGUCAAAGCUGGAGGAGCAGCACGCGGCCCGGGUAAAAGCUCUGGCUGCUCAGACCGAGGACCAGGCGAGCCAGGUGGCCCACGCGGAGAAGGAGGUGAACCACCUGCGCACGGAGCUGGCGGCCCAGAAGGAGGCCAACGUCCGCUCCCCGAGCAACACCAUGAGGAACCUGGUGGAGCGGCUGAAAGCUCAGCUCAGCCAGAAGGAGAAGCAGCUCAAGGCUCUCAGUAAGGCUCUGCUGCAGCUGAGGGCCGAGAUGACGGCGGCCGCGGAGCAGCAGGUCGUAGCCGGCGCCGCGCAGAGGGAGGAGAGCCUCAAUGUGCAGAUGCUGGUUGACAGACACACCAAAGAGCUAAAGGUGCAAGUGCAAGAAGUUAAUGAGGAACUUCAAGCUGCAAAGGACGUCGCCAAAGCAGCCAAAUGCCGGGAGAAAAGCCUGAAAGAGGAGGUGGACGGCCUGAAACAGGACCUCCAGAGGAGUCUGAAAACCCAGAGGCGCCUGCAGGCGGAGAAGGAGGAGAAGGAGCAGGAGGUGCAGGAGCUCAAGCAGCAAGUGAAGAGGCUCAGCAGCGCCCUUCAGAAUCCGCCAGAACCCGACGGGAAGGGGUCAACCAUCGAGAAUCUGCAGAAGAAGGUCAGGCGCCUGGAGGCUGACUUGGAGAAAAGAGGAGAAAUGCCGCACGUUAAGGACGAUCAGGAAAAGUCCAAAGGUCAAAUGCUGCGUUGGGAGGAGGGGAAGAAAUGGCAGGCCAAGAUGGAGAAGAUGAGAACUUCACUGAAGGAGAAGGAACGAGAGAAUGAGUCCGUGUCCAAACAGCUGGGCACUCUGAAAGAGCUCUACGCCAGACUGGAACAGGAGAAGAGUUCCCUGCAGAAGAAGCUGAGGAGUCGAGGCGUGACCGCCGACCAGGUGGUGGGAGCUCGAUCCGCCGAGAUGGAGAAGGAGAUGGAAGAGCUGAGGAGGAAGAACUCUGACCUGGAGACGCAGAUCCUCACCAUAAAGGAGCAGCAGGCGUUACCCCGUGACGACGCCAUGGAGAAUCUGACCCUGAGGAACCGCUACUUGGAAGAGAGACUUCACUCCGUAGAGAUGCAGACACCCAGAGAGGCCCCAUCGAGACCCUCUACUUCAGGACGCGGCACCGGCACCCCCUCACAGAGAGAUCAGGACCUGCUGAAGGAAAACCUCAAACUGGCCUCGGAGAACCUGGAGCUUCGCUUCCAGCUGGAGCAGACGGACAAAGACUUACCCAGACUGAAGAAUGAAGUAGAACACCUGAAGGAGAUGUGCAGCGCGCUGAAGAAGGACAAAGCCGACGUGGAGAAAAGGCUGUCUCAUAAAAGCGGCGCCGGUCCCAGCGGGAAAACGGUACCAGAACUGGAGAAGACGGUGGGGUUGAUGAAGAAGGUGGUCGAGAGGGUGCAGAGGGAGAACGACACACUGAGGAAGUCUGGCGCUGCUGCAAAUCAAGACAAGGUCUCCGCCUUGGAGCGGGAACGGGAAAAGCUGAAGGCCGAUUACGAGAAGCUGAAGAGUCAAAGUGAAGCUGAGCUGAGCUCCAAACUUGAAUCUCAGACCAAAGGACUGGAGAAGAUAGUGAUGGAGAACGAGCGUCUGCGCCGGGACAUCAAAAGGGAAAUGGAAGCGGCCCAGAGGCUGCGAGAGACCAAAGCCAGUCUGGAGGCGACCAACGAGAAGCUGGAGGGCGAGCUGCAGGAGGCCCAGCAGAGGCUGCAGGCGGCUCUCUCCGGAGCCAUCGCGCAGGGGACCAGCAGCAAGGCCUCCGUGGUGACCAGGAUGUUCGACCACAAGAUGAAGGAGCUGGAGAAGGAGCUGUCCCAGAAGACCAGGAGUCUGUGUGAACACAAGCUGCAGCUGAAGGAGAUGAAGCAGAGCCAGGAGAGGGCACAGAUAACCAUCGGGGAGCUGCAGGGUCAGGUGGACACGUUGAGGGGUUUUCCCCCCAGCGCACAGGCCGGGGGGGGCGUCACCAAGGAGCUGCAGGCCGGGAGGUGGAUGACCUCUGACCUGGAGGAGGAGAACGCUGAGCUGAAACGAAGGCUGGACGAGUGCAGCGAGGACACGUCCUCGACCCCAGACCACGCCAAGCUCAGACGCGCUCUGCACGCCGCCGAAGCCGAGAAGACCAAACUCCAAGGCGAGGUGAGAAAGCUGAAGAAGGAACUGGAGAACUUUGACCCGACGUUUUUCGAAGAGAUCGAAGACCUGAAGUAUAACUACAACUCUGAGGUGAAGAAGAACAUCCUGCUGGAGGAGCGGCUGAAGAAGGUGUGCGACCAGUUCGGCGUACAAGCAGAGCUACCCGACGUGUCCGUGGGUUAAACCCCCCCCCCAUGAAGAAUGUCUCCUCUUCAGGACCACGGUGAA
This is a messenger RNA of Pungitius pungitius (ninespine stickleback), 7713 nucleotides long. RefSeq names its product centrosomal protein 290 (gene cep290). Bases 445 to 7668 code for a protein of 2407 amino acids. NCBI's taxonomy places the organism in Eukaryota, Metazoa, Chordata, Actinopteri, Perciformes, Gasterosteidae. Gene Ontology annotation, cellular component: centriolar satellite; ciliary transition zone. The record is from RefSeq and is a predicted model, not a curated record. The transcript is spliced from 51 exons. Gene Ontology annotation, biological process: camera-type eye development; ciliary transition zone assembly; non-motile cilium assembly.